GUCAAGUUUAACGGUCGAACUGCGGUCACACUGCUUGCAUCACCUCAGUAAAAUCCAGCGUCUGUAAAUUGUUAAAAUAAUUUUGCUAUUGAAUCGCCUUGAGAAUUUCAGUCACCGUCGCUCCAUAUAUAAACUCGUGUAACGUAACAGCCUGAUUUAGCCGAGAAGCCGAGCAUUUCCCCCAAUCGGUUGCGUUGCGAAUAGCAGUGAGGUCCGCUAAUUGGCAAAACCGAUUCGAUUCCAGGGAAGGAGACGCAUAAGCAGAAGGGUGAAGAACAAAGUGAGGAGGAAAACAACAGUUAAUCGUCAAAUUUUACAGGAAAAGAAGGCAGUCCACGAUGAGCUCCGCGGAGGAAAACAGCAACAGCCCGGCCACCACGCCCCAGGACAACGAGGCCGCCGAGCAGGCCAACCUCACGGAUCUCGAGAAGAUCGAGGAGGAGAAGCUCAAGUCCAAGUAUCCCAGCGGAAUGCGCGUGCCCGGCGGACACUCGGCUUUCCUACAGAAAAGGCUGCAGAAGGGGCAAAAGUUCUUCGACUCGGGAGACUACCAGAUGGCCAAGCAGAAGGGUGGCGGCGUCAAGCAGGUCUUUGCCAACAAGGUUACCACCGGGGAGGCCAUUCCCACGCCCGAAACCGUGCCGGCGCGCAAGACUUCGAUCAUCCAACCCUGUAACAAGUUCCCGGCGACGAGCUAAUUUACUCACCUCUCACGUCUACUCUAUCCACAACCUCAACUGCAGCAUGUUCCCCGUUCCCACUUCAAAUGCUCUAUAUGCCUAAUUUUAAAGAAACCCCUAAUGCUAAGAUGGCUGCUGCCGGAUUGUGCAGGCAUUUCGCGAAGGUCUAAACUGAAUUUGUAGCUCCCCGUUCCGUUUCCCCCUAAACUUUAAACGCCAACCGCACUGGCCAAUCUCAAGAUCCCGUAAUCAGUCCAACUCUCAGGCCGGGGAAGCGAAGAUAGCGAGCCGAGCAGCGCGAAAUUUUUUGCAACAGUUAUAUAUAUCUCUAUCUCCGUAACAUUAACAUAACUUACCCUGAUCGUACGUAGCUGUAAGUAUUACGAGCAUAAUAAAUUUAAGUUGGAGCCACCCACAAACAUACUGUUCUCGUACAUUACAGGGAUUCCCUCAACUUCUUAUAAUUUACUUUGGCCUAAUAGUUUUCAAAAAUCAUCCAUAUUAAAUGGAAAAUAUUUCAAUUUUAAAGAGCACCCAAUCAUAAGCUGUUGAAGGAAUUUCUCUGAGUAAAAUAGGUAUCUGCUGCUUGCAGAGUUAAAUUUUUGAUGCGAAAGCCAAACUGUCGAGUUAAAAUCAAUUUGUAAAACCAGCAGAGCUAAAAUAAAUGUAUGUACGUACUACUUAAAAA
Messenger RNA from Drosophila takahashii, 1368 nucleotides. It is a transcript of the gene endos, whose product is annotated as endosulfine alpha. Gene Ontology annotation, molecular function: protein phosphatase inhibitor activity. The record is from RefSeq and is a predicted model, not a curated record. NCBI's taxonomy places the organism in Eukaryota, Metazoa, Arthropoda, Insecta, Diptera, Drosophilidae. Gene Ontology annotation, cellular component: cytoplasm.